Molecule: messenger RNA, 1437 nt
Organism: Fusarium vanettenii 77-13-4
Lineage: Eukaryota; Fungi; Ascomycota; Sordariomycetes; Hypocreales; Nectriaceae
Exons: 7
Coding region: 1-1437 (478 amino acids)
Biological process (GO): carbohydrate metabolic process
Molecular function (GO): hydrolase activity, hydrolyzing O-glycosyl compounds
Source: RefSeq, a predicted model, not a curated record
AUGGAAAGCUCGACAACUGUCACUUCUCCUGCCGAGGGAUCGUCCUCCCGGCGGGUUAAUCCCUUCGGAAUGCCGGGUGAUGAGCCGCCCGAGAACCCAUUCUCAACUCCUGUUGCCGCAACACCUAUUGCAGAGCCCUUGACAUCCCGACGGUCACCACGCACUCGGAAUGCUUCUACAUAUGAAGUCGCUGGCCCUCGCAGACGCUUCAAGAGCAGUCGGCUCAAGGGCGAAUUUGAGAAGCCGUGGCUCGAAAAGUCCAAGAAGGGAGUCAACUGGGACAGCAUCAUAUUCUACACAUGUAUCUUUAUCGGACUUGGCAUUGGAGGAUUCCUUUGCUGGAAGGAAACUCAGGGCAUCCCCAAUUAUGAAUAUUGCUUGAUCAUGGAUGAUCACUUUGAGAACCUUGAUAACUGGAAUCAUGAGGUCCAGAUGGGCGGUUUUGGUACUGGAACCUUUGACUGGACCACCACCGACAAGGCCAAUUCAUAUAUCGACGCUGAGGGCCUGCACAUCGUGCCCACCUUGACGCUUGAGAGCACCGAAAUCACCUACGAUCAGCUGGUCCACGGCCACACUGUCAACCUAACGACCAAUGAACGCUCCGACGGCAAGUGUACAUCUGAUGAGAAAGCCACGGACGAUGAAUGGGAGACGCGUUGGCCAUGUGCGGCCGUCAGCAACAGCACCAAGGGCCAGAUCAUCAACCCGGUGCGGUCAGCACGACUCAACACCAAGGGUAAGAAGACGAUCCGCUAUGGCCGUGUCGAGGUGACAGCACGUAUGCCUCGUGGAGACUGGCUAUGGCCGGCCAUUUGGAUGAUGCCCCAGGACAGCGUCUACGGCGAGUGGCCAAAGUCGGGUGAGAUUGAUAUCGCCGAGAGCCGUGGCAAUGACGCUCGCAAAUAUUCCAUGGGUGAUAACCUCGUGUCGUCGGCACUUCACUGGGGCACUGCCACUGAAAACGAUCGCUGGCGGAGGAGCUACGGCGAGUGGGGAGGGAAACGAGUCCGCUACACUGACGACUUCCACACCUAUGGACUGGAGUGGAGUGAAAAGUACCUCUUCACAUGGCUCGAUGGUCGUCUUCGGCAAGUCAUCUUCUUCGACUUCACCAAGAACAAGAACCUGUGGACCUACGGCGAAUUUGCCGGAGAGUCAGUCAACGGCUCGGUCCCUGUAGAUCCCUGGGGCAGCACGGGCCGUCCUAACACGCCCUUUGACGAGUCUUUUUUCCUCAUCCUGAACGUGGCGGUCGGUGGCACCAAUGGCUGGUUUCCCGACGCUGUUGGUGGGAAGCCAUGGGCCGACCGCAGUGAGACCCCCAUGCGGGACUUUUGGAAGGCCAACGAGACAUGGCUUCCAAGCUGGGGUCCCAAGGAGGAGCGCGGCAUGGUUGUAAAAUCGGUCAAAAUGUGGAAGCAAGGCCAAUGCUAG